Messenger RNA from Eruca vesicaria subsp. sativa (arugula), 846 nucleotides. Lineage: Eukaryota; Viridiplantae; Streptophyta; Magnoliopsida; Brassicales; Brassicaceae. The record is from the annotation of a GenBank genome assembly.
AUGGAUACCGAGUUUCUCCGAACGUUAGAUCGUCAGAUCCUCUUGGGUGUCUUCGUCGCUUUCGUUGCCGCCACUGCUGGUGCUGCUUACUAUCUCUCCUCCUCCAAGAAACGCAGAGGGUGUUUGGAUCCAGAGAAUUUCAAGGAGUUCAAGCUUGUUAAGAAGCAGCAACUUAGCCACAAUGUUGCCAAAUUCGUUUUUGAGCUCCCAUCUUCUACUGCUGUGUUGGGUCUUCCCAUUGGACAACACAUCAGUUGCAGGGGAAAGGAUGCUCAAGGAGAGGAUGUUAUUAAGCCAUACACUCCCACAACGUUAGAUUCAGAUCUUGGACGCUUUGAGCUUGUCAUUAAGAUGUAUCCACAAGGAAGGAUGUCUCAUCAUUUCAGGGAGAUGCGUGUUGGAGACCAUCUUGCUGUUAAGGGACCAAAGGGAAGGUUCAAGUAUCAGCCAGGACAGUUUAGAGCAUUUGGAAUGCUUGCUGGAGGUUCAGGCAUCACUCCCAUGUUCCAAGUAGCAAGAGCUAUUCUUGAAAACCCAACAGACAAGACAAAGGUGCACCUCAUUUACGCCAAUGUCACAUACGAUGACAUUCUCUUAAGGGAAGAAUUGGAGAGUCUUACCGCCAAUUAUCCAGAUCAAUUCAAAAUCUACUAUGUUUUGAACCAGCCUCCGGAAGUAUGGGAUGGUGGUGUUGGAUUUGUAUCAAAGGAAAUGAUUCAGGCUCAUUGCCCUGCACCAGCAUCCGAUAUUCAGGUCUUAAGAUGUGGACCACCACCAAUGAACAAGGCAAUGGCUGCAAACCUUGAAGCUCUUGGUUACUCUCCAGAGAUGCAAUUCCAGUUCUGA